AUGCGAGAGGCGGUUGAACAGACUCAACGCGAAGAACGGGAAAAUAGACGCAAACUCCGGGCCGCAAGGAAGCGUACCUUGGAAGGCGACGGUCAACCUGUUAAGACGGCACACCGAUAUACCACCACGAAGCUAGGACAUGCCGCACAUCAUCCAGAUUGGCGAAUGGAAGGCGGCCUGAAUAUCGAGGACGCACUUGGUUUAGCUACUUUCAACGAGUAUAAGGAAGGGACUGCGGUACUGGAUUACCACAGUAUCACGCUGUCGCUGCGGCUAGAAUUGCUCAAUACUAUGGGGGCUGAGGAGGUGAAAGCCGGAAUGGACUGGGGGACACCGCUUAUGGCCCUCAAAAAGGCAUGCCGAAACAGACCAGCAUUCUCAUUUGACGGCAUGUUGAGAAUUGACUGUCAGGCUUGGGACGCGAACAGGGAAUGGACACAGCCUGAACCUCAGCCUUUCCGUUGA
Messenger RNA from Aspergillus caelatus, 465 nucleotides. RefSeq lists its product as uncharacterized. The record is from RefSeq and is a predicted model, not a curated record. NCBI's taxonomy places the organism in Eukaryota, Fungi, Ascomycota, Eurotiomycetes, Eurotiales, Aspergillaceae. Bases 1 to 465 code for a protein of 154 amino acids. The transcript has 2 exons.